This is a messenger RNA of Myotis lucifugus (little brown bat), 3078 nucleotides long. RefSeq names its product fibroblast growth factor 14 (gene FGF14). Gene Ontology annotation, biological process: animal organ morphogenesis; cell differentiation; regulation of cell migration. The transcript is spliced from 5 exons. Gene Ontology annotation, cellular component: cytoplasm. Gene Ontology annotation, molecular function: growth factor activity; fibroblast growth factor receptor binding. NCBI's taxonomy places the organism in Eukaryota, Metazoa, Chordata, Mammalia, Chiroptera, Vespertilionidae. The record is from RefSeq and is a predicted model, not a curated record. The coding region runs from base 414 to 1172 and encodes 252 amino acids.
UUUUUCUUUCUUUUUCCUUUCUUUCUCUCUCUCCUUUGGUUCCCCCCCUUCUCUCCUAGGGACUACACAAUGGCAGUCCUCUCUCACUGAGAUGAAUCCUGCUUCGCCUUCUGCAGACCCACCCAUCCUCAUAGCGAUCAAGUGAAGGCUAUGGUUUUCUCUUUGGCGAUCUUUUGUGCAUUACUGUUCUCCCUGAUUAGUUCUGAGCUCAGUUGGGAUUUCUUUGCUUUUUUGUUUGGCUUCAUGCUGAAAAAGGACUUUUCCCCCAACCCUUUGGUAAUAACCCAGUGGUGAUCCGGAGAGAUAAAUCAUUCAUCCUGGCCGAAAAAAAACAAUCACUGAGAAGUCUCAAAGAAAUAUACCACGUGAGGGGAAAAAACUGGGAGAAGAUUCGGAAUAUUAUCGUGUUUCCUAUGGUAAAACCGGUGCCCCUCUUCAGAAGAACUGAUUUCAAAUUAUUAUUAUGCAACCACAAGGAUCUCUUCUUUCUCAGGGUGUCUAAGCUGCUGGAUUGCUUUUCGCCCAAAUCAAUGUGGUUUCUUUGGAACAUUUUCAGCAAAGGAACGCAUAUGCUGCAGUGUCUUUGUGGCAAGAGUCUUAAGAAAAACAAGAACCCAACUGAUCCCCAGCUCAAGGGUAUAGUGACCAGGUUAUAUUGCAGGCAAGGCUACUACUUGCAAAUGCACCCCGAUGGAGCUCUCGAUGGAACCAAGGAUGACAGCACUAAUUCUACACUGUUCAACCUCAUACCAGUGGGACUGCGCGUUGUUGCCAUCCAGGGAGUGAAGACAGGGUUGUACAUAGCCAUGAAUGGAGAAGGUUAUCUCUACCCAUCAGAACUUUUUACCCCUGAAUGCAAGUUUAAAGAAUCUGUUUUUGAAAAUUAUUAUGUAAUCUACUCGUCCAUGCUGUACAGACAACAAGAAUCUGGUAGAGCCUGGUUUUUGGGUUUGAAUAAAGAAGGGCAAGUUAUGAAAGGAAACAGAGUAAAGAAAACGAAACCAGCAGCUCAUUUUCUACCCAAGCCAUUGGAAGUUGCCAUGUACCGAGAACCGUCUUUGCAUGACGUUGGAGAAACGGUCCCGAAAGCUGGGGUGACGCCAAGUAAAAGCACAAGUGCGUCUGCAAUAAUGAAUGGAGGCAAACCAGUCAACAAAAGUAAGACGACAUAGCCAGAUCCUCACAGGUGUUGUGACUUACUGGUCCCGAGCACAGCUGAGCGAUGUAUCCUUGCCAGACAUUUCUGCUCCCGUGGCUGAGGAGCAGCUGGAAGUAAGCGGAUGCUUGCUCUCUGCUGUCUCGAACUUCUUGGUUGCAAGAGGAUCAAUCUCAACCUGUUGCGCCUCCCACAACAAGAAGACACCUGGACAACCAGCUAAACUCAGACCAUGGAAUGCCCUACCAGAUAUGGAAUGCCUUUUUAAUAUCUUUUCUGUGACUGUGACACUUCAUGUGAAUGACAUACUUCACAAGUACACUCAAUACCUUGCCUGCUGACAGCUACCCAUAAUCCUUUUUGAGUCCUGUUUCAGCAACAUCCAUGUGUUUAAGUUCACUUUUGUAGCACACAAAUACGAUUGAGUAAUUUCUAGGUAGAAGCUGUAAACCUGUGCUAUUAUGGAUUUCUCUCCUUCCCGUUUUUACAGGGCUGCUCGCUCCACUGUCCGUGACCUUUUGCAGGGACUGUGCUCCUCCAAAUCUUACAUGUUGCAGUUGGCUUAGUUCGGAGAGCGAUCAGGGAAUCAGGAAGCCUUCUAAACCUAUUAUUACAAAACGCAUCAUAAAGAUUAAGAGUGUUGUCUCUGGCUCACACUAUCAAUUAAACACACAUAUACGCUCCGUUCAGUGGCAGGUACUGUGCUCCUGAGGUCGGCGUUGCCGGGGUGAGAAGUGGGUCAAACACAGUCCGUGGGAAGUUCUCUCCGAUAUGUGUUUGACACCCCCCUCUAGUUUCUUUGUGUGUGUGUGUGUGUGUGUGUUUUAUACAUAUCACAAGCUUACUGGUAAUGGUAACAUUUGCCUUGCCCAGCGAGCAAGACCCACUGGUUUUUGAGAAAGUGGGUCCAAAGAACUCUGUAGGCCUUGUAGGCCUGAUUAAGGUUCAUUUUUUUUUUCAUCUACUAAUCCUCAUUAUUUGGAAAAAGAGAAAAAAAAACCCACAACAAUUACAACCUACAAGAGUGCGCUACCUAAAUCCAUUUCAGAUAUAAUCCUUCCUAUUUUUAAUGAACCGAACUUAUUGCCAUCCCGGGUUUUGGCUGCAUUCCACUCAUACUCAGCAGAGCAUGGGCAAGGCGGCUGUUGUGUUCUUUUCUGAAGCAGCAAAGCAAACCUUAGUUAUAACUUAGACUUUAAUAUUUUUGGUGUUUAAUGACAAGUUUUUAAACUGGACACAUUAGGAAAUAAUAUUUUUUUUAGCUCAGCAUGCUGAGUCAGGUACUGUGUAUUUCACCAGUCCAUACCUCCAACUCCACUUCUUGGGGCCCCAGUUGCCCAAGGGCCGGGAGGGAGGUGCCUUGCCACGAUCUCAGAAUGCAGUCUGUUGAAUUGUUCUAGAUCACACUAAAGGCAAACCAACACGUUCAAACAUCAGGUUUUCGGUCCGUUCAACCAAUUUGCUUUUGUUUUAUUCGCUUUCUUAAUUUCCUUUUAAGUAACUCUGAGCUUAGGGAAGACAACUACCAAGAAAGGCCGCGAAUAUUGACUACACAGUGAAGAAACUACGCAAAAUGUUCAAUAUUGGAUAUAAAGAGUUUCAAAAUGUUUAAUACUAAACUGUUUGGAAAUAUAUUUGUUAACUCUGUGUAUAGUUAAUAAAAUUCAAUGUUUUGUUCUUGGAAGAGUUAAUUGAGACCAAACUGAACCUCAUUUAUAGAAAACUAUAUGUGGGAUCAUUAUCCUGGCCUCUUGUUAUUAUUUCCAUGGGGGAGGAUGACCCAGUCGCCAUUUACCCACAUUUGCACUGUAUUUACUGGGAAAUUAUUUUGUCACUGCUUUUCUAAGUCUCCAUGACAGCCCUUGCCCAGCAUUUUAAAAUAUUGUCCUGCUUAGCUUAUUAAAGGUUUAGUAUAAAUUUAA